AUGAGCGCCACUGAAACGUCGCUCCGGGUGGUGGUUCGAGCUCGGCCGAUGAAUACUCGAGAAACGAAAGAAGGGGCUCGCCGAUGCGUUGAAUUCUAUGAAAACACAGGACAGUUGGUUAUCAACGAUUCGGCGACGUUCGCUUACGACUCGGUAUUCCCGGACACUGUUGAUCAGGAAACAGUCUACGAAAAAACUGCUCUUCCACUUCUCGAUCGCAUUUUUUCAGGUUUCAAUGCUACGAUUCUCGCCUACGGACAGACUGGAAGUGGAAAAACAUACACAAUGGGAACCGAAGACAACGAUGGCACGGACGAGAUGCGCCGUGGUAUCAUUCCGCGACUCGUCAAUGCUCUUUUCCAACGCAUUAUGGCAACACAAACCCCAGAAGCAUUCACAGUCACUGUCUCAAUGUUCGAAGUUUACGGAGACAACGUCUACGAUCUUCUUCGUCCGGACAAAGUCAAAUUGAACGUCCAUGGAGAUGAAAAGAAUUGUACGAUUGUCAAUCUUACUGCUGUUCCCGUUUUGGAUUUGAAAGGAGCUCUCAAACAACUGGCAACUGGAUGCCACUAUCGAACCAAAGCGGAAACUGCAAUGAACGCAAUGUCCAGUCGAUCGCAUGCUGUAUUCACUGUUUAUGUUGAGAAAACAGCUACUCCAGAAAGUGACAGCGCCUUCUCUGCUAAACUCCAGCUUGUCGACCUUGCUGGAUCGGAAAGACUCAAAAAGACGGAAGCGGAAGGAAACCGGAUGAAGGAAGGAAUCAAUAUCAAUGCCGGACUUCUUAUUCUAUCUCAGGUUAUUGCUGCUCUUGCCACAAAACAGAAACACAUCCCUUACCGUAACUCUGUCAUCACUCGUGUCCUACAAGAUUCACUGGGAGGCAACUCCUUCACUGUGUUUCUUGCCUGCAUUUCUCCUGCGGAUACCAAUUCUCAGGAAACGCUGAACACACUCCGAUACGCUGAUAGAGCCAAGCAAAUUAAGAACAAGCCAAUCAUCAAUAAGAAUCCUAAAGCCGAGGAAAUCGCAAUCCUUCACGCUCUAAUCAAGCGCCUUCAACAGGAGAAUUCGGAUUUGAAGCAAGGGAUUGCCCCUUCAGACGGCAAGAUCGGCGACGUAGCGAGUUCUACAGAGAUUAUGGUGUUGAAAGAUGAAGUCGCUCGGCAGACCGAAGAGUUGAGAGAGCGAAGAAUGAAACAAUCCGAAUUCAUUGUUAGAAUGAAUCACCUCGCCCAACGGAACGCUCGUCUUGAAGCGGAGAAGGAAAAACUGAAGAAUAUGGUAGCGGACGUUCGGACAACUCUUUUGAACGAGGAAAUGAUGGAUUCUGUGGAAAUCGUUAGAUCUAUUCAGCAAGUCGUUGGAAACUCCGAAGAUUCUACUACAAUCCAAGAAGAAGAUCAAGACGAGACAACGACUGUUGGACCGGCAGCAGAUGACACCAUGUACGAUGCUGAACGUCUUCCUGAACUACAAGCCGAGAUCGAUGAUUUGGACAAACAGAUUGCGAUGAAGGAUGAAAAUCGGCAGAAGGCAAUUGAUGAGCAAAGAGAGUUCAUCGAGGCAAUUAAGCAAAGAGAGUCGGAAAAAACUCAAUUGGUUGUACGGUGUGGCGAACUCGAAACUGAAAUCAACAAGCUCCGUCAAGAAUGCAAAAAGGCGACGACUGCUUCUAAGCUGGCUGAAGAGAGACGUCAAAAGUUGAAGGAACUCGAACGGCAGCAUGCUGAGGACAAGAAGACACUUUCCGAGCUCAAGAAACUGCAGGAGACACGACGCAAAAUGGAAGAUACACUCAAGAAGACAGAGGAUGAGCUGAAGAACUUGAAGACACAACGUCUCCGUCUUCUACGCGAACAACGCGCCGAAGCAUCCAAGUUCCAAGCAUUCAAACAGAAGCACGAGAGAGAAAUGGCUCAGAUCAAAUCGAAACUCCAGAAGAGAGAGAUGGAUGUUGUUCGACAGAAAAGAGUCGAUGAUCAAAAAUUGGCUGUUCUCCAACAGCGUCUGGCUGAAUCUAACCGAGCAAACAAGACUCUCCGCGAGCUAAAUCUCAAACGUGCCAACAGAAAAGGAUCGACUACUGAUGCAACUGCCAUUCAGAGUCUCAUCGAGGACGAGUUGGAACUCGAAAUUACUGCUCAGCGUUGUCAACUGUUGUGUGCCGAGCUUCGUCGGCAGAGACAGGACGUGAUGAAACGCAUCAACGAGAUGGAAUCGAAAAAAUUCGAGGGAUCAAAGAAGGUGUGCCGUCGUUAUGCCAAAGCACGACGUCAAUGUGGUCGUCUUGAUGAAUCCAUGCAUUUUGACGAAACGUUCACAAAGUUCUGUGACCAUUCAGAAUGCGAAGAGAACGCAGAUGAUUGUCAGAGUAUGACGGAUACUAUGGAGUGUGAUGACUUUCGUCAGACAUGUCAAAUUUUUCAGAGACGGAUGUCGAAUGUGGAUCCAGAUGUUUCAAUCGUACUCGCAGGUGAAGAGGAGUUUGAGGAGAAUCGUCAGAAGGAGUUGGCUUCACUUCGUGCUUCUCUUGAUACAAUCAAUGAGGAAAUCAAGGAUUCCCUGCGCAACGAGACAAUCUCUGGAAGUGAAGAGAGAUCUGCAUCGAGAUGGGAGAAAGUUCCAAUUGAAAUGCGUCCAGUUUUUGAGAAUAUUUAUUCUCAUGCUGUGAAUCACAUCCGGAAAGAAUUGGAUCUGGAAUUCAAAUUGGUCAAGACGGAGAAUGAGUUCACUGCGAAGAUAGCUACCAAAGCAUCCCAAGAAGAGAAAAGAAAGAGAGAAGAGGAAGAGGCGAAAAGCAAAGUCCGCGAGUUGCAAAGUAGUCUUGAGGCAGCAAAGGCAGACUCACACGAGAAGAUCAAACUACUUUUGGGUCUAGUCAUGUCUGGACAGGUUGACGAAAAAGUCAUUCAACAGUUCGAAUCGCUCAAAAACCAAUAUUGUGAUAUUGAACAGAAGGUCAAGAAAUUGGCGAGACGUCGUACAACCCACAAUAAUGGAGUGCCUUUGACGGGUCUUACACCGAAGCCCGAACUCAAAAGAAAUGAGCGCAGUCGUCGUGCCGUUGAUCACUAUGGAAAAGUGGUGAACUCCGAAGACGUGACGAUGGAUGACUCCAGACACUUCCGUUCAAGACGUGCCGGCUCAACGGCUGCUGAGUUGAACCGAACCACGGAUGAAAACGUUAGAAGAAAAGUGGCCAUGUCUCCCAUCAAAUUUGACGAUGACACUCGUCUUUCUGGUGUUGAAGAAGAUAUGGAAAACAUGGAUGACGGAAGCUUGAACAAUGGUACUUUUGUGAAAAGCAUCGCACAAACGUCGGUUAUUCAAUUGGAAGCUGACUCGUCAACAAUGGGAGAAUCCAACAAAACAUUUGUCAUAAGCAGUGAUGUUUCUCAAGAUGCCGUCUCUUCAGAUGAUAUUCCACCAAUUCGUCGCAAGCAUCGUCGUACGGGACUUGGUCCAGCUCUCUAA
Messenger RNA from Caenorhabditis briggsae, 3480 nucleotides. It is a transcript of the gene Cbr-klp-19, whose product is annotated as Protein CBR-KLP-19. The record is from RefSeq and is a predicted model, not a curated record. Gene Ontology annotation, molecular function: microtubule motor activity; microtubule binding; ATP binding. The transcript is spliced from 10 exons. Gene Ontology annotation, biological process: mitotic spindle organization; microtubule-based movement. NCBI's taxonomy places the organism in Eukaryota, Metazoa, Nematoda, Chromadorea, Rhabditida, Rhabditidae. The coding region runs from base 1 to 3480 and encodes 1159 amino acids.